CCUCCAACUCGUAUCGUAAUUUCGUCCAACUGUCGACGUCCCGAGCCCCGAGAUGAUAACGGAAUUACGGAACCCACGGCCCACGGAGGUGAAUCGUGAUUCGUGAUAACGUGAAUGGUAAAAACACUAAAAAUUAUGUUCUAAAAGUCUAUUACGCUUAUUUAAUAUUUAGUCUAUUAGGUAGUUCUAUUUAUUUUGUUGUAUAACACCGAUUUUACAUUUAUCAUUACCUACCGAUUAAUAUUGAUCGUGUGAACAAAGUCAACGGUUAGUCUGAUAUCGUGCUGUGUUGUACUAACUCACUGCUGCCGUCUGUGGGAAUCACCUUCUGCAGCAGAAACACACAGGCCACUGCGCAUUUUGUAGUUUUUUUUUUCCGACCAAAUACGAUACAGCAAUGGGCGAAAAGCGUAGUGUCAUGUUCGUGUGUUUGGGUAACAUUUGUCGAUCUCCGAUGGCUGAGGCUGUGUUUAACGAGGUGGUUACGCAAAGAGGUCUAGCAGACAAGUGGUACGCUGAAAGUUCCGGUACAGGGGGAUGGCACGUAGGCUGUUCACCAGACCCACGGACAAUGACCGUACUGAGAGACAACGGUAUAAAAUACAAGCAUUCAGCACAACAGUUCAACUCGGAAGACUUGAAUAAGUUUGAUUUUGUUUUUGGAAUGGAUAAGAGUAAUGUGGACUCUAUCAAUCGUAAGAAACCAUCGGGCAAAACAAAAGCAAAAAUAUUUAUGUUAGGGUCAUUUGAUCCAGAAGCAAGAACCUCCGGAAAAACUAAUAUAGAAGAUCCAUAUUAUGAUACUGAUCUUCGAGGAUUUGAAAAAUGUUUUCAACAAUGUAUGAGGUCUUGUCAAGCAUUUCUGGACAAACAUAAUUAAAUUAUUUUUUUAUAUCUUUUAUUAAAUAAUAACAAUAAUUAUUAUAAUUGAUAAUAAAUAGGUAUUGAAAUAAAA
Metopolophium dirhodum (rose-grain aphid) is the source of this 955-nucleotide messenger RNA. Its product is annotated as low molecular weight phosphotyrosine protein phosphatase-like. The transcript has a single exon. The coding region runs from base 398 to 880 and encodes 160 amino acids. NCBI's taxonomy places the organism in Eukaryota, Metazoa, Arthropoda, Insecta, Hemiptera, Aphididae. The record is from RefSeq and is a predicted model, not a curated record. Gene Ontology annotation, cellular component: cytoplasm. Gene Ontology annotation, molecular function: acid phosphatase activity; non-membrane spanning protein tyrosine phosphatase activity. Gene Ontology annotation, biological process: protein dephosphorylation.